Molecule: messenger RNA, 1056 nt
Organism: Bathycoccus prasinos
Lineage: Eukaryota; Viridiplantae; Chlorophyta; Mamiellophyceae; Mamiellales; Bathycoccaceae
Exons: 1
Coding region: 1-1056 (351 amino acids)
Molecular function (GO): hydrolase activity, acting on ester bonds
Source: RefSeq, a predicted model, not a curated record
AUGGAGCAGCAGCACUUUUCGUCUGAAAAAGAUUACUUACUCGUUCCUCACUAUAAGAAACACAUCACCGCACGCGCGCGGAACAACACGUAUUACUUAUUCGCCAAAAUGCCACACCAGAGUCUCAUCGCGACGAUGAGAAUCGCUUCGUCGCAGAAAACCUCUUCUUCUUCUUCUUCUUCUUCUUCUUCUUCGUUGAAGACGACUGGAAAGAUAUCGUCGUUGUCGUCAUCUUCCCGAAGAAGAAGAAGAAGAAAAACAAGCGCGUUGUUCACGUCGGCAUCAUCAAACGACAAGCCAGCCGUGGUCAUACUACCUGGUUUAGGGAACGCCACCGAAGAUUACGAAGAGUUUAAGGAAGAGUUAUCCUCUCGAGGCUAUGUGGCCACGUCUAUCGCUCAAGUCGCGCGACCGGAUUGGUUGAGAAACGCGGCCGGCAUUGUCAAGCCAUCCUACUGGCUCGGAACUUUGGAGCCUAGGCCGACUGUCGAUUGGUAUUUAGAGAGAAUCAACGAUGCCAUCGACGAGGCAAGAAACGCGAGCGAGAAUAACGGGGAGGUUGUUUUGCUCGCCCAUUCAGCCGGUGGGUGGUUGUCCCGAGUAUAUUUGGAGUCGAAAGAAGACUUUGCGAACGCAAAGCUUGUAUCGAAGAUAAUUUCUCUCGGAAGUCCGCUAAACGCGGUACCUUUAGACGUGCCCGGUGUGGUCGACCAAACCAGAGGCAUAUUAACCUACGUCGAAGCGAAUUGUUUAUCGCCAAAAGCCUUAGGCAUCGAAUGGAUUUGCUUAGCUGGAACGUAUAAAACGGGAGUAAAAGAGUUCUCUCGCGAACGGUUUUCUGAUUUUAUCGUCGGGCAAGGCUACAAACAAGUCUGCGGCGCAGCGGAUGCGAGUGGCGAUGGAAUUACUCCGGUAGAAUCAGCGCAGCUGCAAUUAGAAGGCGUGGAAAAUAUAGUUUUGGACGGGGUCUUUCAUACGCCAGUUGGGUCGAAUAACGAAGAGAGACCGUGGUACGGCACGAAGAAAAUUUUGGAUUUAUGGGUUUCGAAAAUAUGA